AUGUUCGAUAAAGUGAGCCAUGGAAUCCAGUUCGUCCUGCGCGGCAUCCUCGUCGCGUUCAUUUGGCUCGUCAUUCUCCCAUACUUUACUAUCUGGAUCUGGCGCCUCUACUUUUGGAUCGGAGAAACAUUCGCAUUCAGAGCCAACGGACUGGAGACUCCCAUGUGGAACACUACAACAUUCUUCUCUUCACGGCACAACCUCACAGCCGCACCAUCGACGUCGUUAGGGAAGGACAAAGCCCUCGAUGGAAUCUCAAUUCUCCUCUUCCAGUCCAUUGCCCCAGAGCACCAGUGGAUUAGCAAAUUCAUUCUGGAUUGCUUUGAGGGCCAGAUCAUCAGCUCGAUUGUGGUAGUGACAUUUGUUGUCAGUUUCCUUUUUCGCGAGUGGGUGGUCCAGAACCAAGAAGCCGAGGUGGCCCGUGGACCUAUGGAUGAUGCUGCAGCACCUAUUCCUGGAGUCGAGGAUAACGCACCAGGAUUCAAUGUCGAACAUGCAGUGGAGCACCUCAUCGCGGCACAUCACCAAAUGGAGGCGCUUGUGGAAGGAGAAGCCAGCUCGACUGACAGCAGCGAAAGCGAAGAUGAUUCUGAUAGCGAUAUUGAUCAGACGCGGAUAUUCUCUCGACCAACAACAUCGUCUCCAACUGAUUCCGUACGGCCGAUGGAUUUCCCAGAUCCCUCUUCCACAAGGAUGACUCAACUCACACCGUCUAUCCAGGAGCCGCGACCAGCCUACUUUUGGGAGACAGACAACGCAGGAGAAGGAGGCUCAUCAGGACCUACAGCAUUACCACCUAGCUCGGUGAUUUCCCCUAGCGUGUCUUCAUCGACAUUGCCGGUUAUGCGACCCAGUGCUGAGCGGACACUUUCAUCCGACCCCACAACCGGUGCCUAUGCAUCUACCAACACUCUCGACAGAAGCGGUCGGAGGCCCAGUGCCUUGGGAGUUCGGUCGGGACAAGGUAUCUCAUUUAGAGCGCCCGAGGAUAUGCCAUCCUUGGAGGAUAGUGCAAAUCACCCUCCUCCCAGAGUCGGAUACGUCUACGACGCGUCUCAACAAACAUUUCAUCCUGAUACACGCUGGGUACCUGCAACCUCAUCCUCCGCGCCACUCCAAGCAUCAGACCUCGGAUUGACACCUGCACCGACGACAGGAUCGUUACUCAACAUUGACGAUGCCUAUCGCGCCAACGGAAUGCGCCGUCCUUGGGCUACUCAGAACCUCAACGGCGAAGGUCCUUCCAACAGUGAUAACAAUCAUGGUGCACAAGGGGAAAACAGACGUCGUAUAUAUUCCAAGGAUGGGACAUCACUCUAUUGGAAACUCGGCGUUCCUCUGAGCUAUGACAAUAUCUACCUGAACCUUGAUGGAGGCGAGAUGACCUAUACAGAAAAGGUACUCAGAUACGAGGAGCUAUGCAGGACGACAGAUGUCGUGGCAUCUGAGGCCCUUCCUAUUCGUUGGCGACCGUCCGAUGCGCCACGGAUACAACAGCCACCAGAGGAGAUGCCCGAGGCUUUGGACGCCCGAGCCAGGCAACGGCAGGAAAUGGUUCGUCAAAUCAACGAGCGCGGAAUCCGGAUGCGCCGCAAUGAACCAGCACCAGCACCCGUCCCUAUUGUCAGAGAUGCCCGAGCUGCUCCUCUUGUCCGACCCCCUCCUCCUCCACCGCCACGUGCACCACUCGCACCUCCAGUUCGAGCCAACCAGGACGAAGCCGAUGAUAUGAACGGGGAUAUGAAUGAAGAUGAGCUGGAAGGCAUUUUAGAGGUCAUUGGAAUGCACGGGCCGUACUGGGUUCUCCUACAGAACUCGCUUCUGAUGUCGGCCCUGAUGUGUGCCAGCUUGGGACUUGGUGUUUGGAUCCCAUUCAUGAUCGGCAAGACAACGCUCCUCAUGAACCCCUUCAACGUCCUGCGUAUGCCUCUUGAUUUUCUCAGCCGACUCACGGACCCUAUUUUGGACUACGUUAUCGACCGGAUGCUGCCGUUCAUUGGCACCACGCUUUCAAGUGUUUGGUCUAUUGUGAGCUCUCUCGUCUCCCCUAUCCUCUCGCCCAUCAUCGGAUCAUCGCUUGGAUCAGCUGUGCUGAAGCCUCUGGAUGUCCUGUACGACGAGCAGAUUGUGCCAUUGUGGAAGGCAUUUAUUGAGUCUAUGGUCGCAGGAGGAGUAGAAGUCCAGGACAUGUACCCAGGAGAUUCGCCUAUCACUGAUGCCGCACAAAAUAUCACACAGGGAUCUCUCGCCUCGAAUGGCACUGUGGUUGGCCAGAUUGCGAGGAAAUGGACUGAGCUGGCCUAUGGAUCUUCGUCGGGCGACAAGAUGGCCGCUGUCGCAAUCGGCUACUUUAUUCUGUUUGCAUUGGCUUUCUGGUAUUUCGUCAAGACAGAACACGCCUAUGGAGAGACCUUUGCCAAGAUGACCAGGGAUGUCCUUCGUCAGCAAGGCCUGAUCCUCAGGAUUGCAUUUUUUGUGGCAAUGGAGACGGUGGUCUUCCCAGUGUUUUGCGGGAUUGCCAUAGGAUUAUCGACAUUACCGGUAUUCCAGGGAGCAACAUUCGCCACCAGGAUAGUCUUUUACACACACUCGCCCAAUUGGUUUCUCCUUAUGCACUGGCUCGUCGGGACAGCGUUCAUGUUCAACUUUUCGCUUUUUGUGAGCGUUUGUCGCACGGUGACUCGACCCGGAGUGAUGUGGUUCAUCCGCGAUCCCAACGACCAAGGUUUCAACCCUAUCCGCGAAAUCCUCGAGCGGCCGUUCAUGUGGCAGCUGCGUAAACUCGGAUCUGGAGCCGUGACCUACUUGACCUUGAUUAUCCUCGGAGUCACAGUGCCGAUUCAGUUUGUCAAAUUUGCUAUGAACGGCGUCCUGCCACUCCGCUGGCCAGUUGAUGAGCCGAUCUCGGACCUACCUAUCGACCUACUUCUCUUCCACUUGGUGGUGCCUUUGACGUUUCGCUGGCUCGAUCCGAGCAACCGCAUCAAGGUUCUCUUUUCGGCUUGGUGGCGCCAUUUGUCUCGUUGGCUGAGAGUGAGUUCCUUCAUGUACACCACGGACAAUCAGCGUUUCUACGAAGAAGAAGGCCAUGUUGUGUAUCGUACCUGGAAGGCAUGGCUGUUGCGAUAUCGUCCACCCAUCCCCGGCUUAGAUCAGGAUGAAGAGGAUUGUGUCGGGAGUGGAGAAGAAUUGGAUAUUGACGCGCCCGUUCUGUUUGUGCGAGACGGUGGCUGGUACCGCGUCCCUAACACGGAUCGGAUUGUUCAAAUGAAGAACCGUCGAGUCUUGGUGCCUGUGGACGAGAACGGCAACGCAUUGGACCCCAAUGAUGAUCUUCCGGGCGAAGUGGACCCAUUGAUGGAUUAUCCGCCCCGCAAUCGUGACGAUCCGAGCCUGCCCGUUGACCCUAAAGAAAACACCGUUAUUGUCUAUGGUCCACCUCACCUCAAGCGCCGCUUGAUCGCCUUUCUUAUUCUAGUCUGGACGUCUGUUAUGACCUUCAUGGUCCUCUCUGUCGUUUCUCCCAUGGUUUUGGGAAGAGCAAUCUUUUCGUUGAAGUCGACGCGGCCAGUCCAUGACGUUUACUCAUUCGUAGUUGGCAUCUACUUCUUGAGCGGGAUCUGGUUUGCGGUGGAUUGGACGUCAACCAAGAUUCAUAUGAUCUACACGCGAGGCACCGGACCGAUCAACAGUCGUGCUGUUUUGAGUAUGCUCUGGACCGGAUCAAAGAUGACUGCUAAGCUGACGUACUUUGUCCUGGCUUUUGGAAUCUUGAUGCCGUUUACCUUGGGACUGAUGGUCGAGCUCUUUGUCGUCCUGCCGCUUCGGAAUGCCAUUGACGAGGAAGCAAACGUCAUUUUCAUGGUGGAUUGGGCGGUUGGUUUGCUGUACAUGAAGAUCAUUCACCGGAUCCUGACUGUCCUCCCCAACAACCGUUUCGCACUGGACAUGAACCGAGUGUUUGUUGGAACCGAUGUGAAUCAGUGGGAUGCCGGUCUGGCGACACGGCGAUUGAUCUUGCCUGUUUUUGGCAUGUGUGCGUUGGUGGUUGCGGGACCCUUUGUCUGUGCUUGGAUCGCUGCAGAGGCAUUUGGACUAGAAGAGGCUGCGCGGUAUCGGGUCUUUAGGCAGGCGUACCCAACAACGAUGAUGGUCAGCUUGGCUGUGUUUGGACUUUGGGAAUGUGCUCUGGUGGUUCGGGGGUGGAGUCAGUAUGUCCGCGAUCAAGAGUACCUUGUUGGACGACAGCUUCAUAAUCUGCGCGAGGAAGAGAUUCCGGCGGAGACCUUUGCCGCUGCCACUGGUACCGAGGUUGAGGCUGCUGUGGAGCCUAUUGACGAUGCAGCGGCAGAGCAGGAAGUCGAUGUUGUCGGAGAUGGAGAACCGGAUGACUUUGUCGAAUCGACAGGAAAGCGGAUAUAUGGUCGUUUCCAUUCGGGUUAUGGUCGUGACGACGCAAUGGACGACAACGGCGAGGGAUCAAAGGACGCGUCAGGUUCGGCGUACACACCUCUUCUCCGGUCAACCGUUCGACAAGUCGUGGACCCUGAGUUAGACCUAGGAAGCGAUUGGGAUGAUGAAGGGUCUGCUAGUCGGACACGGCCUCGGAGGAGUUUCCGGUUAGCGCAACAAGCAGCUGCACGCCGUGAUGAUUCUUAUAUUGAGAUUUGA
Molecule: messenger RNA, 4671 nt
Organism: Linnemannia hyalina
Lineage: Eukaryota; Fungi; Mortierellomycota; Mortierellomycetes; Mortierellales; Mortierellaceae
Source: the annotation of a GenBank genome assembly